Messenger RNA from Biomphalaria glabrata, 10702 nucleotides. Its product is annotated as hemocyanin 1-like. The record is from RefSeq and is a predicted model, not a curated record. Lineage: Eukaryota; Metazoa; Mollusca; Gastropoda; Planorbidae. The coding region runs from base 100 to 7710 and encodes 2536 amino acids. The transcript is spliced from 42 exons. Gene Ontology annotation, molecular function: oxidoreductase activity.
GGAAACUUGAGUUCUGUUAUGGUGUAGGAACAGAGUUGUCUCUCUUGUCAGUAUUUGUUUCUCCUGGCACUGUGUUGAUUUCGAUGCUAAUGUUAAAACAUGAGCUUACUAAAGUCUGCACUGGUCCUGGUUCUAUGUGCCCUAAACUUAUCUCAAGAGUUUCUUGUUAGAAAAAGCGUGGAGAGCUUGAGCAGCGAGGAACUUCUGGAUCUCCAUGAAGCUCUUCAAAAUGCUGUGGAGGACAACUCCUCCAAAGGAUACGCUUCCAUCGCUGCAUACCACGGCUACCCCGCUCAAUGUUCGGCCUGGGGUCUUAAGCUGGGUUGCAGUGUCCACGGGGUGUCGAUCUUCCCUCAGUGGCACAGGCUUUAUGUGGUCCAGAUGGAACAGGCGUUCCAGGAGAAAGGUCUCACAAUUGGUGUACCCUACUGGGACUGGACACGCCCUCUGGUCAGACUGCCUGGUCUUGUCAGCCAACUGGUAUUUACUGCUAGGGGUAGCGGUAAAGCAAAGAGGAACGCUUGGUAUCAAGGUCACAUUGUCAUCGGUGACCAGAUGAUACGAACUGCCAGAUCUGUGGAUAAAAGACUUUUUCAAAAGUAUGGUCCAGGAGAACACACAAAUCUUUUUGAGCACGUUCUGAACGCCCUGGAGUAUAAAGACUAUAACCAAUUUGAAGUCCAGCUGGAGAUAGCCCAAAACACUAUCCAUCAUCUGGUCGGUGGCAGAAACAAGUAUUCUAUGUCCAACCUGGAUUACGCGUCCUACGACCCAAUCUUUUUUCUUCAUCAUGCGAACGUGGAUAGGAUAUACACCAUUUACGAACGGUUAUAUGGCAGCGCCCGAAUCAACUCGUUUGAUGUACAAACCUUUAUGAAGCCGAUGGAUCCAUUUAGCUGGGAAACGAAUCCAUUCAACAUAACCAAGGAUCAGUCAAAGCCGAAGAGUACAUUUACAUUCAAGCAUUCACCUUUAGGAUAUAAAUACCAGGAUUUAACCCUAAACGGUCUGGAUUCGAUGGCGCUGCAAAAGUUGAUCAAGGAAAGAAAGAAAAAGCCUCGAGCAUUUGCGGUGUUUCGUCUGAACAGUUUCAGAACAUCUGCUGAGAUCAAAGUUCAGGUAUGCAUACCAACGUCUAAUGCCGGAACUAACAAUUACUGCGAGUACGCAGGCGCAUUUUUCCUACUGGGCGGUCCUUUGGAGAUGCCAUGGGCCUUUUCAAACCCGUACUACUUUGAGGUGACCAAGACAGUCCAGAGGAUGAAACUACCGCUAGAUGGCAACUAUCGCAUAGAAGCGGAGAUAUACAGUGUUAAUGGCGCCAGGUUGCCGGACUACUUUCUGCCACACCCCUUUGUCUCAUUUAGACCCGGGUCAGAGGAUAAAGAUCCGCCAAUACAACGCAGUGAUGUCACCAAGGAUGUCACAGUACGUAAAGAUGUGGACAGGUUGAGCAGAGAAGAAGUGUUGGAACUAAGAAGAGUCAUGCAGAACCUGCAGAAAGACAAAAGUGUCGAGGGCUACCAGGCCAUGGCAGAGUUCCACGGAAACCCAGGGAUGUGUCCACAUCCUACGUCCCAGGACAGAAAAUAUUGUUCCAACCACGGCCAACCCUCCUUCCCACAUUGGCACAGACUUAUGAUCGUACAGCUGGAAGAUGCACUACGCAAAAGAGGAUCUCCUAUUGGCGUUCCAUAUUGGGAUUGGACGAAGCUUAAUACAUCUAUUCCGUUACUAGCAGCCGACCCAGACUACAUUGAUCCUUAUAGUCAAGAGAAACAAGUCAAUCCUUUCUAUCAAGCUGAUAUCGAAUACCUAAAUGUAACCACUGGACGAGACGCAAGUCUGGACCAAACAAUAUCUUCGUAUAACCAGACGGAGCUCUUUGAGGCGUUUCUUUUAGCAUUGGAACAAGAAGAUUUCUGUGACUUUGAGAUUCAGUUUGAAAUGGCUCACAAUUUGAUUCACUCCCUUGUCGGGGGACGUCACCCUUACAGUAUGGCAACUCUAGAGUACAGUGCCUUUGAUCCCAUCUUUUAUCUUCAUCAUAGUGGUAUGGAUAGAAUCUGGGCCAUCUGGACAGCUCUCCAAGAACUAAGGGGCAAACCUUACAAAGCUCACUGUGCCCAGUCCUAUACAUACACCCCCAUGAAGCCCUUCGCCUUUUCCAGUCCGUACAACAACAACAACAAGACGUCGUCCCACUCUGUGCCCACUAAGAUCUACGACUAUGAGUCUGAGCUGAACUACGCCUAUGAUAGCCUGCGGUACGGCGGAAUGAAUGUCGCUGAACUGAACAGCUACAUUCUCAAGAGAAAGACAAGAGAUCGAGUUUUUGCUGGCUUCUUGCUAUGGGGCAUAAAAACAACAGGCAUUGCUCGUAUUUUUAUUCAAGCACCAGAGAAACGAAGAAUUGAAGCUGGGCGCUUUGCCAUUUUAGGUGGACCUGGCGAAAUGCAAUGGAGAAUAGAUCGUCUUUACAAGUACGAGAUAACAGAUGCUCUGACCAGUUUGGGUCUUGGCUAUGAAGAUGAUUACAAAGUGACCUUCGAGAUCAAAUUGAUGGACGGGUCAGAGUUUAAAGCACAGUUUCCAUUUCCGGAGGUUAAGAUAUUAUUCCAGGAAGCAUCAGAUCCUGUAACGACAAACUCCAGAGACUCAAUAAAAGUACGUCAGAAUGUAGAGACUUUGACUUCACAACAAGUCUACGAGCUACGUAAAGCUAUGACCGCUCUGCAAGCUAAACGUUACGACAUCAACUUUCAGAUUCUUGGUCGCUACCAUGGAGGUCUAGAAUGGUGUCCUUUUCCGAAAGCUAAAGUGAAAAAGUUGUGUGGUCGUCAUGGUGUUGCCACUUUUCCACAUUGGCACAGAUUGUGGACAGUACUUGCUGAAAAUGCUUUACGUAAUCUUGGUUACACUGGAGCUCUUCCCUACUGGGAUUGGACUCGACCACUGACUGCUCUGCCCGAUCUGGUUUCUAGUGCAAAAUAUCUGAGCCCUAUCAGCAACGAGGAAGAAUCGAACCCAUUUCAUAGUGCAUUCAUCAAAGACGUCAAUGAGAGCACAACUAGAUCACUUCAAGAAAACCUUUUCAAGCAACCAGCUUAUGGAGAAUACACAGCUGUAUCUAAACAGGUUCUUCUGGCAAUGGAGCAAGAGGAUUUUUGCGAUUUUGAAGUUCAAUUUGAAAUAGCCCAUAAUUUUAUUAAUGCACACAUUGGAGGUUUUGAACUCUACUCCAUGUCUUCUCUCAAGUACGCAGCUUUCGAUCCUCUAUUUGUUCUACACCACGCGAAUGUUGAUAGGAUCUGGGCCAUUUGGCAGGCUCUCCAAAAACUCCGUAAUAAACCUUACUUGACGGCUAAUUGCGCUCAAGGCCUGAUGCAAAUACAACUGUCUCCAUACAAUCUAACGGACGGUAUAAAUCGAUACUCCAAUACAAAGGGCCAUUCCGAACCUUCACAGGUUUUUGACUAUCGACCUAACUUCAACUAUGACUAUGACAACUUGGACUUCAAUGGACUCACUGUUUCACAACUGUUCAAACUCCUAGAGAAAGGCAAAGCUCGAGAUCGUGUAUUUGUAGGCUUUAAACUUCACAGCCUUGGUCAGUCCGUUGUGACCAAAGUCCAAAUCUGCAGCAUAGACUCCAGCUGUCACGCAGCGGGUGAGUUUUACAUCCUUGGUGACCAAGACGAACUGGAGUGGUCAUACGACAGGUUAUACAAGCAUGAGAUCACUGACCAGCUGAGAGAACUGGGCCUCCGUUACGACGAUCAGUACACCAUAAAGUAUACAGUCUCUGACUUACAGGGCAAGGACAUGGGUAGAAAUGUGUUUCUUACAACAAGUGUCAUGCAUCAACUGGGUACAGAUCAUUGGUUUGGCAAGGACUAUAGAGAGCAACCAAACAUUGCCUUACGUGUACGACGUAAUCUCAAAGACCUGAGUUCUGGAGACAUUGAGAGCCUUCGUGCAGCACUGCUAUCGCUCCAACAGGACGGAACUUAUGAAGACAUAGCCACCUUCCAUGGCAAGCCAGGUCUGUGUACACACGGGGGUCGGAGCACUGCCUGCUGUAGCUAUGGGAGUGCGACAUUUCCUGCUUGGAAUAGACUUUAUGUCAAACAGGUUGAAGAUGCUCUGCUGGACCGAGGCUCGUCUGUAGCUGUUCCUUAUUGGGACUGGACUACUUCCUUCAGCAAGUUGCCUAAACUCCUCGAUGAAGCUACCUAUUACAACUGGCGCAAACAAAGAUUUGAACCAAAUCCUUUCUUUGGUGGCCGAGUCAAGGGAGAGAACGCAUUUACUACAAGAGAUCCUCAAGCGGAACUCUUCAACAACAAAGAUCUGUACGAACAAGCCCUCUACGUUCUAGAGCAGGACCACUUCUGUGACUUUGAGAUUCAGUUUGAGGUAUUCCAAAGUGCGAUCCACUUUCUUGUCGGGGGUCGAUCUUUGUUCUCUCUCUCUUCGCUGGACUACUCGGCAUUUGAUCCAGUUUUCAUUCUGCAUCGCACCAACACAGACAGAAUCUGGGCGAUUUGGCAGGAGCUUCAGCGUUACAGAAGGCUGCCUUACAGCCACGCUGACUGUGCCAUCAAUAAGAUGAAGAAACAUCUGGAACCUUUCGAUAGACCAGAACUCAACAAGAAUAACGACACAGCAAAAUUCAGCCGCCCAGCGGAUACAUUUGACUACCGCAACCACUUUGACUACGCUUACGACAGUCUGGAGUUUAACCGCAUGACCAUCCCACAGCUGGAGACACUGCUGCAGAAGAGAAAGACACAAAGCCGAGUUUUCGCAGGCUUCUUGUUACACAGCUUUGGUCUGAGUGUUAAGGUUGACUUGUAUCUCUGUACGUUAACUGAUGUGCUGAAGAUGAAAAAGUCAUGUGAUAACAAAGCUGGAACUUUCUACGUCCUUGGAGGGGAGAUAGAAACGCCUUUCUCUUUUGAUCGUCUGUACAAACACGAUAUAACAAACGCAGUCAGAGCCCUUGGCUUCGAGCUGGAUAGUGCUGCUAACUUUGAGCUCAAGGUUGACAUAAGCGCUGCCAACGGUAGUGUUUUAUCUCAAGGGCUGCGUACAAGUCCUUCCAUUAUAUAUGAACCUGGAGGUAUCAAGUAUAUUCCAGGACAACAGAGUAACCAACUGAUGGGACCUCUCUCAGAAAAGAGCUACACUAGUGAAAGUCACGUGAUCAAUGUAAGAGCUAGAAAAGAAGUUCAAUCUCUCAAUCCUCGAGAGAUACUUUCACUCUAUCACGCCAUGGCGUCACUGCAACAGGACAAUUCUCCAGACGGCUGGCAGGCACUAGCUGCAUUUCAUGCUCUCCCAACUCUCUGUCCAAACCCAAGGGCUGAAAAAAGGUAUGUCUGCUCCCCUAUCGGCACGGCCACAUUUCUUCCAUGGCAUCGCCUCUACACGGUGCAAGUUGAGGAUGCUCUUCGACGCCAUGGCGCUCUUGUUGGCCUCCCUUACUGGGACUGGACCAGGGAGGGUUCUGAAUUGCCAGAGUUUCUGGAAGAUGACAAUUAUCAUGAUCCGUUGACAGGAAAAACUUUACCUAAUCCAUUUGUACACUCUAAGAUUGGAUCUGAGGGUGUUUACACUGACAGAGAUAUAUUGGUAGACAAAAUUUUCAAAAUGGGCCCUCAUGGCUGGGACACGUGGAUGUUUGAGCAGGCACUGUUUGCCCUAGAACAAGACAACUACUGUGAUUUCCAGGCUCAACUUGAGGUCAUCAGCCAAGUUUUAAGUGUUUGGAUUGGCGGCUCGGAGACUCACUCAAUGAGCCAUCUUCAUUUCGCGUCCUAUGAUCCUCUGUUCUUUGUUCACCAUGCUAAUGUGGACAGGCUUUGGGCUGUAUGGCAAGCCCUUCAGAAGCAUAGAGGACACGAUCCAGACAAGAGUAAUUGUGCCUUAGAAAUGAUGAAAAAACCACUGAAACCAUUCAGCUUUGGAAGUCCUUACAAUCUGAAUGAAGUCACCAAAGAAAAAUCCCUGCCAACGGCUGUCUUUAAGUACGAAACUAAUUUUCACUAUAGAUACGACAAUUUAGAGUUUGCUGGAAUGAGCGUUUCUCAGCUGGACGCCUACAUCAAGGGCAAAACAAAACACGAUCGAGUGUUUGCUGGCUUUCUGCUAAAUGGGCUCAGAAUGUCAGCCUUUGUUGAUUUUGAGAUCUGUACGGUGCAUAAAUGCACUGAAGGUGGCUAUUUUGCAGUACUGGGUGGUGCAGAAGAGUUACCUUGGCAAUUUGACAGACUUUACAAAUAUGACAUUACUCAACAACUAAAAUCUAGAGCCUUGCGUUUUGAUGAUGACUAUGAAAUCAAAGUGCAUGUAAAGUCGAUGAAUGGUAGUCAACUAAGCAGCAGUUUAAUUGGUAGUCCCAACAUCAUCUUCGUGCCAGCAAAAGAAGAUCCUCACCUCACACUGGUCACUCCCAACUUGAUUAGGCGUGACCUAAGCACCCUCACGGAGAGAGAUUUUCACAGCUUGAGAGUGGCUCUUCAAAACUUACAGCAGGACCAGACAGAUGAUGGUUGGGCCAGAUUAGCAUCAUUUCAUGGUGCCCCUGCUUGCUGCAAGGAUGAAGAAGGAAACCCUACUGCUUGUAGUGCACAGGGACUGCCUACGUUCCCACAUUGGCAUAGGCUAUUUACCCUGCAGAUUGAACACGCCCUUAAGCGUCAUGGCAGUGCUAUAGCUGUACCUUACUGGGACUGGACUUUCCCCACCACAGAACUACCAUCCAUUUUUACAGAGGAGGAUUACUAUGAUAUCUUGAAAGAUGAGGUGGUUCCUAAUCCUUUUGUUCGAGGGUAUAUACCCACUGAAGAUACCUACACUGUGCGUGAUGUCAGACAUGAGCUGUUCACAAACAAUACAGAUAAUAGUCAGGAACGGUUUGAGAUGGUUCUCUUAGCUCUGGAGCAGAUAGAUUUCUGUGACUUUGCAGCUCAAUUUCAAGUGGUGCACAGCACCAUUCUUAAUUCAUUGGGAGGCGACCAGUUAUACUCAUUGUCCACACUUGAAUACUCUGCCUACGACCCAAUCUUCAUCAUACACAACUCCUUUAUGGACAAGAUCUGGCUUAUCUGGCAAGAACUCCAAAAGGAAAGACACUUGCCUUCAUUGGGAACAGAAUGUGCCUUGAACUACCUGAACCAACCCUUGCAGCCUUUCAACUCUGAACUUAACAUGAACACAUUCACUAAAGAGCAUUCUUUACCUAAAGAUCUUUUCAACCAUGACCUCCUUGGCUACCAGUAUGACCAUCUUAAGAUCGGAGGUCAUUCUGUCAAUGAUUUGGAAUAUCUGAUAAAUGACAAGAAAAUGAAAAACAGAAUUUUGGCUGGAUUCUUGCUUAAAAGUGUCAACACUUCUGUAUCUGUCAAACUUCAUGUCUGUAACUGUCAGGAAUGCAGUGAGUGUAUAUAUGCUGGUGGCUUUAGUCUAUUGGGUGGUCCUACUGAAAGAACAUGGGCUUUUGACCACCUCUUCAAGAAAGAUAUAACACAUGCUGUCGAGGAAGCUGGAAUAGAAGUAUCUGAUAGUGCUGACUUUUUCCUGGAUGUGAAAGUCUACGAUAGGGCAGGCAAACCAAUGAAGGACAGAUUGGUUUUCCCAACACCAAGCAUCAUCUUAGUCCCAACUAAAGUGAAAUGUUUCCAAAGAUGUACUGCUGAGAUUUGAUGUCAUGUUAAACAUGAAGUAACUUUCUCCCACAGGAUUUUGAUUGACAUCAUAAAAAGGAAACUGAUAAAAAUUGACCAAGACCUAGUGACAAAAAAUAUCAAUUGUCAACUUUAAAAUCAAGUCAUGAAGAAUGGCAUGCUCUGUACAAUGUUUGUAGUUGUUUGUCAAGGAAAAUCUGGGUUUUAAAAUGUCAAAUUGUUUUUUGGUCAACACCUGGGAUCAUUUUAUGCUUCAGUUUGUGACUUGACAAAACAUAUAUGUAGCAGAUUGCAUUUUUUGUUUUGUUUAGGCAAAAUCAAAGUAAUAUUAGCAUGCAGUAUGAAAACAAACACAAACAGGUGCUAUAAGUUUAUAAUAUGGUUCAAUACUAGUAACUGAUAUUGUUUAUUGAAUAUUAUCUGUGUCACAUUAUGCAUGUCAAAUUUUUAGUCCACCUCUUUGGUGAUUACUUGUAUCUGCGAGAUGCCAUUAAAGCCAUUGUACAUUUUAAAUGACAUUUGUAUUCUUGGAAGCCCAGAAACAUAUUUAUGACAAGCUGUUGUUAAACAAAACACUUUUCAUUUAUAGAGGAAAAGCCAACACCAAUAAGUUCUAUUGUAGGUCAAAGCAGACUCUUUUUCAAUCUCUAAAAAAUUAAGAAAAGUAAAAUAUUGCAACACAUUACUGAAUGGUGCAUUGACAAUAAUUUAAUUUUAUGUUUAAUAAAGAAUACAAACAUUAUGAAUAACAACUCAAAUUAGUCAUUAAAACUAAUAUAUAUUACAAUAAUUAAAAAAAAAUUAAAAAAAAACACUUAAAUAUGAUCAAGUAAUACUAUGUGUAGAAAAAAAUGAAUAAAAAGUAGAUACUAGCUAAUUAAAAGUUGACUGCUUGAACACAAUACAAUAUUACCAAUAUUUUGACUCAUCAAUUUCCUUCUUUAAAAUCAUUCUGUAGGUUAUCAUCAACUAAGCAAAGGUAUAAUGGACAGCAGAUUAAUAUUUUUAACAAUCACUAAAUAAUAAGCAAGAUGUGGAUCCUUUAUUUCAUAGCAAGAAUAAAACAAAACUCCACAUCUCAGUGAACCCACUUUAAAGGGAAUCCCUUAUAAGGCUCUAUAUCCGUGAACCCACUAAAGUAGGAAUUUUUUACCCUGUUUAGAUUUGAUUUGAUUUUGAUUUUAGGCACAUCAGCACAAUUUAGGCCAUGUCAUGCCUUUCCCUGUUUAGAACAAUUGCAACAAGCAUCUAAAAAUAACAAACAAAAUGUGGUGAAAUUUGUAUACUAAUGAUUAAAAAUAGCUGCCGUCAUCACUGCAUGUGUUUACAUCGAAUUUGAGAAAAAUUUCAGAAAAUUUGAAUACAAUUCAAUAUAGCAUGUAUAUGGUAGGUCUAAGCCUCAAGUUAAUAAAUAUUUUAAAUGAUUUAGACUUGACUCUACAAGUCUUUUGAUAAAAAUAAUAUCUUAACUUCAGAGAAAGUGACAGCUCGAUUGAUAAGAAAAGAUGUGAACUUUUAUUAGAGUUGAAAGAAAAGGGGGCCAUGGCUCUAUGGAGCUCAGGCAUAUGGAGAAAGUUAAAUCUAGGGACUGAGGGCUAGAAGAGUUAAUUAAAUUCUAAAAACACUAUCACAAAUGAUUGUAGACGCACAUAUAAUUAAAUAUAUGUUAUUCAUAUACAUUUUUAAAAAAGCCCUGAGACAUGACAGAUCCAGUAUUUAAAGUCUGAUUAUUUGCUGCAUUAACCUGAUUCAAUCUUGAAGUAUUAGAAGAUUUUUGAAAAGAAUUGGCUAAUUAUGAGCUAUUUUUAAAAGCUCAUCAAUUACUAAAAACUACAUUAAUUAGCAUGAAUCAAUUAAAGUUGCUUUCCAGUAAAAAAACAUUUCUAAAAUCUUCACUAAAUCCCCAGUACUAUUUUUUUUUAAGUCUCAUAUCCUAUCUAUAAUAAACACUGGUAAAAAGUAUCAACUUUAAAAAAUGGACUGAGUUUUAGUAAAAGAGGAUAUUAACAGCUAGAAUAAAAUCAUUUGUAGGCUAAAUUUACUACAGUCAAUAAAAGAUGUGUACAUUUUUGUCAGUCUUUUAAAGCAAAAAAGACUAUAGGUAAAAAUCCUUACUAUAGCAUAGCCAAUAUUUAGUACAAUAUAUGACUCCAUGUAUUCAAGCAAAGAUCUUUAAAAUGUAUCUGUGAGUUAUUUAGUCAUCAAAAUUGGUCUUGAUAAGGAACAUAAUUUACAUCAACAAGCAACUGAACAACUUGUUAUAUUUCACAGCCAUUAUAUAGAUAAAAUACUAACAGGGAAACAAUUAGUUCUCUACUGGAGCAAUGAAUUCAUAAGGUUCUGUUUUUCCCUGUCUCAGAUAUUCUCUUGAAUCUACAUCAGCCUGAAAUGUGCAAAAAAUAUAUUAAGCAUCAACAAUGACAUUUGUAAGUUUGAAUGUAGACUUUUUCUUCUAAGGUAGACAAUGAUCCUCAAAUUUUAUGGGACAGCACAAAUUAAUUAGAGGCUUAGUGGCUGAGGGGUAAAGCGCUUGGCUUCUGAACUGUGGGGUCUUGGGUUGGAAUCUUGGUAAAGAUUGAGAUUUUGAAUUUUAGGAUUCCUGAGUCCACCCAACUUUAAUGGGUUAUGUUGAGAAAAUAGAUAGUUGGUUAUUUUGAUGGUUUCAUGACACUCUCAUUCAUCAUUGGCCAUAGAAACAGAUGACCUUUAAAUAAUCUGACUAUAGAUUGCAAGAUCUGAAAGACGUACUUUAAUUUUUUUUUUAAUUAGUUAUAUAUUUUUGGAGCUCAAAAUGUAUCAAAAAGCAGUUUUCAUUUUUUGUUUAUAUCUGCUUAUCCAUACAAAAAAAACAAGAACUUCUAAAUAUAACUUUAAAAGUAUGUUUUAAAAAAAAUAACUAACUAUUCUUCAUUAUCAAGUAUUAAUACAAACUAUUUACAUAGGCUAAAUAAUUGAUUUGUUAUGUAUUUGCCUUCCACUGAAAUGUAAUUAAAGCAAAGUUGUUGUUUUUU